UCUAGAGAUCAAUUAAAUAAGGUAAAAACAAUGAGUUUGAAGAAAAAGUUGAAACAUUAGUCAAAAUAUUCUGAAGAAGAGCUUCUUUUGAAGUAUUUUAGCUAACCCUCAGUUGGUUGUUUCUAAAAAUGAACAAGUUCGAAGCUCUUAAGUUUGACGAUUCAAAUAAUGGCGAUAGUACUGAUGACAAGGAGGACGACGAAUUCGAACCAAGAAACAUGAAGACCAGGAGUGAUGAAAGCAUCAAUGGAGAAGGGAUUAGCGAGGAGGAAGAGAGAAGAAUUAAAUUGCAAGCUGAGCUUGAGAACAAAAUUGUGACUGUUGGUGACGGAGAGCAUCCCCUGCAGUGUCCUCAUGCUUUUUGGUUUUCACGAAGAGCACCAGGAAAACUUCAGUCUUCUGCUAAUUAUGCUGACAAUAUAAAGUUGGUUGGAAAGUUUGCAUCUGUUGAACAGUUUUGGAGAUUUUAUAGCUACUUAGUAAGGCCUGGGGAUUUAUCUGGUCAUAGUGAUAUUCACCUUUUUAAGGAUGGCAUUAAACCAAUGUGGGAGGAUGAAGCUAACAAAUAUGGAGGAAAGUGGAUAGUUAGACUGAGGAAAGGACUAGCUUCAAGAUGCUGGGAGAAUCUUAUUCUGGCUAUGCUUGGGGAGCAGUUUAUGGUUGGAAGUGAAGUUUGUGGAGCAGUGAUAUCUGUACGAUUUCAGGAAGAUAUAAUCUCAAUAUGGAACCGAAAUGCAGCUGAUCAAGCUACAACUACUCGUAUAAGGGACACACUCAAGAGGGUUUUGAAUCUGCCACAAAACACAAUCAUGGAGUACAAGGCCCAUCAAAGCAGUUUGAAGGAUAACUCAAGUUUUAGAAAUACAGAUGUCUUUAUGAGAUGAAUUUCUACAGCCUACAUGUUUGAAAAAUAAAAUAUUCCUUGAUGAAUUGCAAA
Molecule: messenger RNA, 937 nt
Organism: Pocillopora verrucosa
Lineage: Eukaryota; Metazoa; Cnidaria; Anthozoa; Scleractinia; Pocilloporidae
Product: eukaryotic translation initiation factor 4E type 2-like
Biological process (GO): translational initiation
Cellular component (GO): eukaryotic translation initiation factor 4F complex; cytoplasm
Molecular function (GO): translation initiation factor activity; RNA 7-methylguanosine cap binding
Source: RefSeq, a predicted model, not a curated record